Molecule: messenger RNA, 1680 nt
Organism: Arctia plantaginis
Lineage: Eukaryota; Metazoa; Arthropoda; Insecta; Lepidoptera; Erebidae
Source: the annotation of a GenBank genome assembly
AUGCCAGGCGUAGUUACGGUUGAUACUAAGCCUUUUGAAGGACAAAAACCGGGUACGAGCGGUUUACGUAAAAAAGUGAAAGUUUUUGCCCAAGAACAUUACACAGAAAACUUUAUACAGAGUAUUUUAAAUGCAAAUAAGGACUCUUUGGUUGGUUGUACCUUAGUGGUAGGUGGUGACGGCAGAUAUUUGGUGAAGGAGGUUGUUGACAAAAUUAUAAAAAUUUCAGCUGCGAAUGGGGUAGCAAGACUUCUAGUUGGUCAAAAUGGUAUUCUCUCUACUCCAGCUGUAUCAUAUCUCAUCAGGAAAUACAAAACUCUUGGAGGUAUCAUCCUCUCAGCAUCCCACAACCCUGGUGGCAUAGACAACGACUUCGGUAUCAAGUUCAACUGUGCCAAUGGAGGCCCGGCCCCUGACGCCACCACUAAUCAAAUAUAUGACAUCACUACAACGAUAAAACAGUACAAGGUUGUACCCGAGAUUAAUUGCGAUAUAAGCAAGAUUGGAGUAUCCAAUUUUGAUGUAAACGGCAGCAAGUUCACCGUGGAGGUGAUCGAUUCUGUGAAUGACUAUGUGGCGUAUAUGAAGGAGAUUUUCGACUUCAGGCAGAUCAAGGCUCUCAUCCAAGGCACUCCUCAGAGGAAGCCUUUCAACGUUCUUAUUGACGCCAUGAGCGGAGUAACUGGGCCGUACGUGAAGCGGAUAUUCAUUGACGAGUUGGGCGCGAAGGAGAGUAACGUUCGUCGUAUCGUCCCACUGGAAGACUUUGGGGGCGCCCAUCCGGAUCCAAACCUUACGUAUGCUGCUGACCUUGUAAACGCUGUGAAGGGUGGAGAUUAUGAUCUAGGAGCAGCUUUCGAUGGAGAUGGUGAUCGGAACAUGAUAAUCGGUCGCAACGCGUUCUUCGUAACACCAUCAGACUCUCUGGCAGUUCUAGCGAACAAUCUGCACCACAUACCUUACUUCCAGCGCUCUGGAGUACAAGGGUAUGCCCGGAGUAUGCCCACUGCUGCGGCUGUGGACAGGGUCGCAGCCGCCACGGGUAAAGAGAUGUUCGAAGUACCCACAGGCUGGAAAUACUUCGGUAACCUAAUGGACGCUGGUCGUUUGUCUCUGUGUGGAGAAGAGAGCUUCGGCACGGGAUCGGACCACGUGCGAGAGAAGGACGGCAUGUGGGCCGCUCUCGCCUGGCUCUCGGUGAUCGCUGCGACGUCACAGUCCGUUGAAGACAUUCUGAAGUCGCAUUGGGCUCAGUUCGGACGGAACUAUUUUACAAGGUACGAUUAUGAAGAAUGCGCCAGCAACCCAUGCAAUGAGAUGAUGCAGUGCCUUGAGAAGACCAUCACGUCACCAGGCUUCGUGGGCUCGUCGCACAGCAGCGGCGACAAGACCUACGUGGUCAAGUUGGCUGACAACUUCUCUUAUAUGGACCCCAUCGAUCAGAGUGUUGCGAUGAAACAGGGUCUGCGCAUAAUCUUCGAAGAUGGCUCUCGAAUUGUAUUAAGACUGAGCGGUACUGGCAGUUCAGGGGCCACCGUCCGGUUAUACAUAGACUCGUACGAAGCGGAAAACGUUUUGGGUGACGCACAAGUUAUGUUGAAGCCACUUAUCGACGUGGCGUUAAAAAUCUCACAACUACAGAAGUACACGAGACGGGAAGCGCCCACCGUCAUCACAUAA